Knipowitschia caucasica is the source of this 273-nucleotide messenger RNA. The record is from the annotation of a GenBank genome assembly. Lineage: Eukaryota; Metazoa; Chordata; Actinopteri; Gobiiformes; Gobiidae.
AUGCACAUAGAGAGAAGGCUGCGCUGCCAGACAAUGACCCCUGUUAUGAUUGCACUACCAGCCGAGGUAUUCACUUCUGAAAGCAGCGCUGGACUCACGGGGGGCUCUGGAACUGGACAAGUGCGAGUCGUGAUCAGCCUGUGUUUGUCUGGAGGUGAUACAAAUGUGUGGAGAAAAAAGCUUAUGGACAGGAAGUGUGUGGUUUUCAGACGUCAUCCUUUUACCAUUUCCUACUUGUGUAAUAUUUAUCUAUUAAAACUCUUCCCACAGUAA